Messenger RNA from Hemibagrus wyckioides, 2698 nucleotides. RefSeq names its product butyrophilin subfamily 1 member A1-like. Gene Ontology annotation, molecular function: protein binding. Bases 718 to 2133 code for a protein of 471 amino acids. Lineage: Eukaryota; Metazoa; Chordata; Actinopteri; Siluriformes; Bagridae. The record is from RefSeq and is a predicted model, not a curated record. The transcript has 8 exons.
ACUCCGGUGGAAAGUUUAGGAAUAGUCCAUCUCUCGCUGAAAGAUAUUGUGACUGGAAGAGUCCAUGUUUAGAAGGGACACCUUCUACAUAGACACUGCUGCUACACAAGCCAGUAAUACCAUACACUAAUAUAUUACUUUCAUGCUCUCAUGUAGAUGCAGGGUGUCUGAGAGGAAGACAAUGAAGGUCACUCUGAAGGACGUAAAUUCACAAACACACAGUGCACACAACAUCACACUGACAAACCUCACAGCUUUUCCCACAGUAGUGUUUCAGUUGUGACUAUCAGGGAGAAGUUCAAGAGAAAUCAAGAGAAAUUCACCUGCUUAGCCUUUAACUAUACAGAUUGGCUUGAAAAUGUCUUGAGAAUGUUACAAUUUUACAGUCAACUUGCAAUGGCAUUACAAAAUGAAUUUAGUAGUAGUAUGUAAAAACUUCAGUGUGUAUUAUACCUCUAAUAACCGAGUGACGUGCUACAUGUAGGUAAAUAAGUUGCUUGAAUGUCCACACUGUAAACAGGGGAAAUGUGUGGCUUGCAAAUGCGUGGCACAAGGAAACUGGACAGACCUGUCAAACGGUGUCUUUUAGAAAACAACAAGCGAUUAUUAAGAAUUUAGAGUUUUUAGGAUGAGAAAAAUUCUGCACCUAGUAUAAUUCAGAUAUUGAUAUUUAUCUUGUGAAACAGACUGGAGCGAUAAAGAUAAACUCUUUCAGGGAUGUUAUUGUGUGUGACUCUCCUUAUUUCCCUAUACAACAUUAUGGAAUCCCAGUCAGAGCAUUUACAAGUGAUUGGCCCAGAAGCUCCUCUUGUUGCUGUAGCUGGUGAAGAUCUGGUUCUGCCAAGUUUCAUCAAACCCAACACCAGUGCGGUGGACAAGACAGUGGAGUGGUUGAGACUAGAAGAAGGGGCUUCAUUAGUGCAUCUCUAUAGGGAUCAUGAAGACAGAAAUGAAGAUCAGGCUCAGUCCUACAGAGGAAGAACAUCACUGUUUAAAGAGGAGCUACAGAAAGGCAACGCUUCACUCAAACUCUCAGCUCUCCAAGUCUCUGAUGCAGGAGAAUAUAAGUGUCUCAUUAUGGACCAAUCCUGGUAUGAUGACAUCACUGUUCAUGUUAUUGUUGAGGUUCUGGGAAGCCACCCAGUGAUCAGGAUGGAGAGUUAUGAUAACUCAGGAGGGAUUAAUCUAGUGUGUGAGUCCAGAGGCUGGAACCCUGAACCUGAGGUUCUGUGGCUGGACAGAGAAGGAGCUACUCUGCCUGCUGAAGAUACACAGAUACACAGAGACACUGAGGGUUUCAGUGUGAAAAGACGCAUCACUGUUUAUGACUCCAACAGGUUUUACUGCAGACUUCAACAAGAACACCACAUGAUGGAGGCAGAUAUUACCAUUAAUAGUGAAGUCUUUGGUGUUUGUAAGUGGCCUGUCUGCAUUGCAGUUUCAGCAUGUCUUGUUGCUGGAUUGCUAGUAACAUGUGUUUUUGGACUGAUACUAACUGCUUUUGGUUACAAGAAAGAACUUCAAAAAUACAAGCAAAAUGCAGAGGGUUCGGUAAGAAGAGUAGAGAAAGACCUUCUAAAGAAGAAGUUGUUUGCAGUGGAUGUGACUCUGGAUCCUGAUACAGUUCAUCCUGAACUCACUGUGUCUGAUGAUGGAAAACAAGUGACACGAGCAGAGAGACAGCAGGAUCUCCCUGAUACACCAGAAAGAUUUAUGUAUCUCUGUGUUCUGGGACAGCAGAGUUUCUCCUUAGGGAGAUUUUAUUAUGAGGUGCAGGUCAGAGGGAAAACUGCAUGGACAUUAGGAGUUGUGAGAGAGAACAUUAACAGGAAGGAGUGGAUUCCACGGAGUCCUCAGACUGGAUUCUGGACUGUGGGGCUGAGGAAUGAGAAUGAAUAUAAGGCUUAUGCUGAUACUGAUGUUCCCCUCACACUGAGAGAGAAGGUGGAGGUGGUGGGGGUGUUUGUGGAUUAUGAGGAGGGUCUGGUCUCCUUUUAUGAUGUGAAGUCCAGCUCUCAUAUCUACUCUUUCACUGCUCAGUCUUUCACUGAGAAACUUUAUCCAUACUUCAAUCCUUGGUAUAGUGAAAAUGGUAAUUCAGCACCACUGAUCAUCUCUGCUGUUACUGAAUAAAUAUCUGAUUUAUAUUUUUUAACAUUUUGAACUUUUGUAAAUAAUGGAUUUAUUCAUCUCUAGACAUUUAGGAAUUUUAUAAAGAUGCAUGAAUGUUACUGGAUUAUUUAGAGCUUAUGUGUAAGUUAGUAUGAUUCCUGUCAUUAAAGCUGCCAUCUGUACUACUUUCUAGCUCUCACUUGAGUUGAAUUUAGAGUGUUAACUAACAUUUUCUCCACCACUAAAAAUCACCACUUAUUGUAGUUGAGAAUCUGACACCUUGCCAGGUGUAUAUCUGUUAAUGAGGUGCGUUUUCAGGUUAGGAUGCUAUUUAAUGCUGUUUAUUUUCUCCAGAACAUGAUGUCAGUUCUUAGUAAAUGUUGUUAAUAUUUGGUAAAUGAUCGGUAAGGUUUGUUUUGUAAUUGGUUGUGUGGAUGUAUGUGAAUUAGACCUGCAUCUCUCCACAGACCUGCAGUUUUAAUCUCAUCUGAAGAUAUGGAGCAUUCACUAACAUGGCAGUAGUUAGUAACUGUGACUAAUGUGGCAUUUACAGAUUUGUUCUAUUUCUGGAUGUCUUGUUUGAAGA